Trichoderma asperellum CBS 433.97 is the source of this 396-nucleotide messenger RNA. RefSeq lists its product as uncharacterized. Lineage: Eukaryota; Fungi; Ascomycota; Sordariomycetes; Hypocreales; Hypocreaceae. The record is from RefSeq and is a predicted model, not a curated record.
AUGAAGGCGUUUGUCAUCACAAUCAUCGCGAGCUCUUUGCUAAGUCUAGGACUUGCCAACCCCGUCAACGUGACUGAGCGUGCAUCUGGCGGUGUUUAUGUCUGCCCCGGCCCCAACUGGUCACCAACAAACCUAUGUCAGGACGUUCAGAUGACUGAUGGCGGUUGCUGGACAAUUCCGUGGCAGACUCUGGGAUCAAUUGGUCCCGAUCCUGGCUGGGUUUGCUCCAUGUUUGUUGAGCCUGGAAACUGCUUCGCCAGCUCUGGCAACCUCAACUCGGGCGGUAUCUGGACCCCCGGCGUUGCCGACUUGACAACUUGGAACGACGGCGUCUCUGGGAAAUGGAACGGAUACUGGUUUACCCAGGCAAGGACCAUUCAGUGCGUGUUGGGUUAG